Molecule: messenger RNA, 2560 nt
Organism: Octodon degus (degu)
Lineage: Eukaryota; Metazoa; Chordata; Mammalia; Rodentia; Octodontidae
Gene: Crtac1
Product: cartilage acidic protein 1
Exons: 15
Coding region: 564-2501 (645 amino acids)
Biological process (GO): axonal fasciculation
Molecular function (GO): calcium ion binding
Source: RefSeq, a predicted model, not a curated record
UCCUGACCCCCUUUGCAUUCCUUCUUGGAGCUCCCUCCUGAGGGACCUCCGCUCCCAGCCGAUCCAGGGCCCCCAGCGCCCCGCCAGGUCCCUCUUUCCUCUCGCCAGGCCCCGCUGCCUCCUGAAGGUUACGCGACGCAGCGGCGGGGCGCAGGGGGGCGCCCGCCCUCGCCGCCCACCCCCGCGCCAGCCGCGGCGCGCCGAGCUGGGCCAGCAGCGCUGCUGGCUGCUGCCACCGCAAUCCCGGCUCCUAAAUCAGCGCGGGGAGGCGCCCCUUCCCCCAUCCUGCUCCCCGACUCCCCGGGCCGCGAUUGGCCGAGCGGGCGCCCCCCAACCCUGGGCCCCCGGCUCCAGCCGCCACGCCAUUGGCUGCGGGCCUCCGCCAGCCUUUACAUAAGCCCGGGCGCGCUCAAGUGGAGUUGUAUAAAGCGAGCGCGCGGCGUCGGGGCGGGAGGCUCGAGGCCAGCCCGGGACCGGGACCGGGAGCUGCAGACGGCGGCAGAGGCGGCAGUGAGCGCCCGCGCUCCGACGCCCCCAGGCGGCGGGGCUGAGAGGGCACGAGGAUGGCGCCCAACGCGGCCCCGGGCAUGUUCAGGAUGUUACUGUUUCUGCUGCUGCUGCAGUUUCUGCCUCCCACGGAGGGGUCCCAGCGGGCUGAACCCAUGUUUAUCGCAGUCACCAACUCGGUUCUGCCCCCCGACUAUGACAGCAACCCCACUCAGCUCAACUAUGGUGUGGCAGUUACUGAUGUGGACCACGACGGGGACUUCGAGAUCGUUGUGGCAGGGUACAAUGGCCCCAACCUGGUUCUGAAGUACGACAGGGCCCAGAAACGGCUGGUGAACAUCGCUGUGGAUGAGCGCAGCUCACCCUACUACGCACUGCGGGACCGGCAGGGCAACGCCAUCGGGGUCACAGCCUGCGACAUUGAUGGGGAUGGCCGUGAGGAGAUCUACUUCCUCAAUACCAACAAUGCCUUCUCCGGGGUGGCCACAUAUACAGACAAGUUGUUCAAGUUCCGCAAUAACCGGUGGGAAGACAUCCUGAGUGACGAGGUCAACGUGGCCCGUGGCGUGGCCAGCCUCUUUGCAGGACGCUCUGUUGCCUGUGUGGACCGAACGGGAUCUGGACGCUACUCCAUCUACAUUGCCAAUUAUGCCUACGGUAAUGUGGGGCCUGACGCCCUCAUUGAAAUGGACCCUGAGGCCAGUGACCCCUCUCGGGGCAUCCUGGCACUCAGAGAUGUGGCUGCUGAGGCUGGGGUCAGCAAAUACACAGGGGGCCGAGGUGUCAGCGUGGGCCCCAUCCUCAGCAGUAGUGCCUCGGACAUCUUCUGUGACAAUGAGAAUGGGCCCAACUUCCUCUUCCACAACCAGGGCAACGGCACCUUUGUGGAUGCUGCAGCCAGUGCUGGUGUGGAUGACCCCCACCAGCAUGGGCGAGGUGUCGCCCUGGCCGACUUCAACCGAGACGGAAAAGUGGAUAUCGUCUACGGCAACUGGAACGGCCCCCACCGCCUCUACCUGCAGAUGAGUGUCCAGGGGAAGGUCCGCUUCCGGGACAUUGCCUCACCCAAGUUUGCCACGCCCUCCCCUGUUCGCACUGUCAUUGCUGCUGAUUUUGACAAUGACCAAGAGCUGGAGAUCUUCUUCAACAACAUUGCCUACCGCAGCUCCUCCGCCAACCGCCUUUUCCGCGUCAUCCGCAGGGAGCACGGAGACCCCGUCAUCGAGGAGCUCAACCCGGGUGAUGCACUGGAGCCCGAGGGCAGGGGCACAGGGGGCGUGGUGACUGACUUUGAUGGAGACGGAAUGCUGGACCUCAUCUUAUCUCAUGGAGAGUCCAUGGCUCAGCCGCUGUCUGUCUUCCGGGGAAAUCAGGGCUUCAGCAACAACUGGCUUCGAGUGGUGCCUCGCACCCAGUUUGGAGCUUUUGCCAGGGGGGCCAAGGUCGUGCUGUACACCAAGAAGAGCGGGGCUCACCUGAGAAUCAUCGACGGGGGCUCAGGGUACCUUUGCGAGAUGGAACCCGUGGCACACUUUGGCCUGGGAAGAGACGAGGCCAGCAGUGUGGAGGUGACAUGGCCAGAUGGCAAGAUGGUGAGCCGGAGUGUGGCCAGCCGGGAGAUGAAUUCAGUGCUGGAGAUCCCCUACCCCCGGGAUGAGGAGAGACUUCAGGACCCAGCCCCACUGGAGUGCGGCCAAGGAUUCUCCCAGCAGGAAAGUGGCCACUGCGUGGACACCAAUGAGUGCAUCCAGUUCCCCUUCGUGUGUCCUCGAGACAAGCCCGUGUGUGUCAACACCUAUGGGAGCUACAGGUGCAGGACCAACAAGAGGUGCGGUCGGGGCUAUGAGCCCAAUGAGGACGGCACAGCCUGUGUGGCUCAAGUGGCCUUUUUAGGUGGGUAUUCUUCGGCUGCCUUUAGAAUCUCUGAGCCUCUCUCUUGGGCCUCAUAUCUUUCUCUAGGCCUUGGACUUUGCCUUCAGUUAUAUGCACUUUAAAUCCCAUCAAUAAAGGAAAAAAAAAAAACAAAACAAACCAACCACCUUUGUGGAAAACU